Molecule: messenger RNA, 1901 nt
Organism: Quercus robur (English oak)
Lineage: Eukaryota; Viridiplantae; Streptophyta; Magnoliopsida; Fagales; Fagaceae
Exons: 2
Coding region: 667-1800 (377 amino acids)
Source: RefSeq, a predicted model, not a curated record
AAGAUACAAAAGGAAGUAAUGCAGCAGCUAAGAGGAGCAGAAUCAAGAGCACAGAUAAGAAGCAGAGCACAGAUAAGAAGCUGAGCUCCAAUCAGUUUGUACAAUAAAUGACAACAAGCAUAAUAGAUAGAAACGGCAUGUAGUUUUUAGUUUCACAUAUGUAUUUAACUUAGCAUGUGACAGGCACGUGUAUCAGUUUGGUUAAAUCUGUUAGAUUGCUAGUUAGUUAGUUACUGGUAGAGAGAAAGAUUAGUUACAGCUGGUUCAGUUACAGCUUUGGUGUAUAUAUACCUAUCUGAUUGUAUUAGUUGAUAAUUCAAUUCAUUUUCAAUGAAAUAGAGUUUCAUUCUCCAGAACUCUCCUCUGUUUUCUAUUAUGGUAUCAGAGCAGCUAGCACAGUUUUACUGAUUUCCUAGCUUUUUCUUUUCCUUUCCUUGAUUCUAGAAGUUUCUUUUCUCUCCAAAUCAGAAAAUUUUCCCGAGAAAAUUUUCUCCUUUUCUCUUCGAUUCUGAGAAAUUUUUCUUGAGAGAUCUCCCUAUUUUUGAUUUUGAAACGUUUUCUUGUUUUUUCUUCGAUUCUGAGCAAUCUUUUCUUGCUUCCACCUAAUUCCUUCGUUUCAAUUUCUUCUUCUUCAAAAGCUAGGUUUUACUUUCCAAAGCUUCGUCAAUGGCGUCUUCUAAUCAAGCAUCUACAAGCAUUACCAUUGAUGAAUCACAUCCCUUUUUCCUUCACCACGCUGAGAGCCCUGGUGCGAUUCUUGUAUCUCAGUCACUGAUUGGAGGAGAAAACUACGCUACAUGGGCACGAUCCAUGGAGAGAGCUCUUAGAAUCAAAAAUAAAUUUUGGUUAAUUGAUGGCUCUGCUUCUCUGACUUCUGCCAUGGAGAAAGUUCCUCUUCUUGUUCAAAGCUGGUCUCGGUGCAAUGAAAUUGUGGUUUCUUGGAUCAUCAACUGUGUUUCCCCUAAGAUUGCAACUAGUAUGGUGUAUCGGAGAACUGCCAAGGAAGUUUGGAAGAAGCUUCAAAACAUGUUCUCUCAAGGCAAUGGACCUAGGGUUUAUCAAUUGCAGAAAGAUCUUGCUAGCAUUUCUCAAGGGGAACUCAUUGUGAGUGAUUAUUUUACCAACCUCUCAAUCUUGUGGGAUGAGAUACAGAACUAUGAACCACUUCCUCUUUGCUCUUGUGAGAAGUGUGUGUGCCAUGUGAAUGAAAAGAUCUCCAAUCUUCAUCACAGAGAAGCAAUUAUGCAGCUUCUAAUGGGUCUCAAUGAUUCAUUCUCUCACAUUCGAGGUCAAAUUCUGUUGAUGGAUCCCAUUCCUUCUGUUGACAAAGUAUACUCUUUGUUGGUUCAAGAUGAAAGGCAGAGGUCAGUUGGACAUAGCAACAAUGGUCCUUUUGUUGAAUCCACAGCCCUUGUAGCCAAAACAAUGAAUUUUGGUUCUGGUUUUAAGACUUUCAAGAAAGGAAAGGAAAGGCCUACUUGCAGCCAUUGUGGAUUGCUUGGUCAUACCGUGGAAAAAUGCUACAAAAUCCAUGGAUAUCCUCCUGGAUAUAAAACCAAAGCAAGGGCAAACCAGGUCUCUUCCCUUGAUUUUGUUCAAGAUUCUGUUGCAACACCAACUCCACAACAUUUUCCUUUCACAAUGGAGCAAUGCCAGAAACUGCUUGCUAUGAUUGGAGGGUCUGAUUCUCAGAAUAGUCCAAUUGCUAUGGCCAACAGUGUUUCCUCCAACAAAGCUUCUACCUAUCAUUCAACUCCUUUGGCAGGACCUUUCUUGUUGGAGGACGAUUGGAGUGGGUGAAGUCCAACAUGGUCUGUAUUUGCUGCAGAACAGUACUCAUAGGACUUCACCUUCUCUGUCAGAUUACCUCUCCACCAACAAGCUUCCCAAGUCAGUUUUUU